This is a messenger RNA of Fusarium oxysporum Fo47, 2121 nucleotides long. Its product is annotated as transcription factor domain-containing protein. Gene Ontology annotation, biological process: positive regulation of transcription by RNA polymerase II. Gene Ontology annotation, molecular function: transcription cis-regulatory region binding; DNA-binding transcription factor activity, RNA polymerase II-specific; zinc ion binding. The coding region runs from base 1 to 2121 and encodes 706 amino acids. The record is from RefSeq and is a predicted model, not a curated record. Gene Ontology annotation, cellular component: nucleus. The transcript has 3 exons. NCBI's taxonomy places the organism in Eukaryota, Fungi, Ascomycota, Sordariomycetes, Hypocreales, Nectriaceae.
AUGCAGCGACCUGAAAUUCGUUCACGACAAGGUUGCUUGACUUGCAGGAAGCGUCAUAGAAAAUGCGACGAGAAGCGACCUGUCUGUACGCUCUGCCAAAAGUCAGGCCGCACUUGCGACUACACAAGCGAACUUCGUUGGGCGCCUGUCAACGACGUGUUUGUUAUUCCUGAUACUUCGUUCAACGGAGGUACCAACAGGAUUGAUCGAGAGGAGAGGCGAAAAACGGCCCAAAAUCGGGGUCGACAACGGCGUAUUCGCGCCCAAAUGCAAGAUGCACAGCAAAGCGGUAUCAGCCGUCAGGUCUUGAACCAACGCCAAAACGAAACCCAGACUCUCAGUCAAGGCCAAAGCCCAAACUCAGGGGCGGCCCCUUACGAAAACGACAGCCAGCUACGGUCGCCGGGAAGUGACCACCAGGAUGGGCUUCGUUCUAGACCCGUACCAACUUUAGAUAAUUCGCACGCGUCCUUGUCCUCUAUUAGCCCUGCCACUACACGCCAGCAAGUGUCUUCACCGGAGGAUUUCGAGGUUUUGACUCAAGGUAAUAGCGACAUGAGCUUAUAUUUCAACGACCUUUCACAUGUGCAGUUUGACAGCAAUUGGUUGAACGCAUUUGUGAUGGAUCAGGACCUUACGACAUUCUCCGCCCAAUACGAUAAUCAAAUAACAGCUGCAGGCCACAUCACAAGUGAGCAAUUGGUGCUGGACCCGACAAGUGUCGAGCGGAGUUCUGUCCUAACUGACGCCGACCCUUCGCUAGAAAUCAUUGAAAGCGAACAUGAGGCCAAUAGAUCUAAAUCUAGUACCGGUCCCGUAUUUGGUACCACUAAGACCUUUCAGCACAGCCUUGGACCGCUAGCAUCAAGCCUUCCCACUUGCACUGAGGAAAUCGCGUUUAACUAUUUUAUGACCGAUGCUUCCCCUCGGAUCCCAGCUCUUGAUAGCCCUGGAAAUCCGUUUCGAGAGCUUUGCAGAGUGUCUAUCUCAUAUCCACUGCUCUUACAUACAUUCUUGUAUGUGUCGGCUGCAAAUAUGUACAACUAUUGCAGAGGUGACCUGAGGGUUAUGGAAGAGCGUCGGUCACAAGCUCUGAGAUCGUUGCGGAGUAUGGAACGAUAUCUCCGAUUUUCCGAUACUAGGGAAGAGUCAUCUGUAUCCAUAGAGAAUCAUGUCUUUUCAGUCCUAUCUCUGAGAGAAGUCACUCUUGCUGCAUAUCUCAUCCACAUCGCUUCGGAGGUUAUGACUGGUAGCCUCACGACGGACACACAUCUUCGGAAUGCGUUCAAGCUGGUGGUUGAACUACGAUACAUCGAUAAGAUGCCUGAAGGAUUCUAUUCUCGCUUCUUGGUGCAGCGAUUUGCCAUGAUUGACGUCAUCAUGUCUCUCUUGCGGCGCCGAAAGCCCCUCGCACCCGAAUAUUUUAUCUUGUAUCAGCAGCAUGAGGAAGCUGACGUAUAUGGGCCAUCCUUUCGCGAACUUACUGGCUGCCCUCAGCCUGUACUGUCUUUUUUGGCGAGGAUAUCGACAUUGGCAACCGACGUUGAGUUGGAAAACGACGUACGGCUCGCUGAAGCGUAUCAACUCGAAACGACUAUGCGAGAUUGGGGAUCACGAAAGUACCCAAUGCCACUGAAUCCAGCUGCUCGAUCAAACAGCCCCGUGUCUGGUCAUGGCACGGCCUCGCAAGAUGACCAUCUAAGCACCCUCAAUGCAUGCUUUUACUGGAUGGCGCACCUUCUCCUUGCCCGGCGAGUAUUUUUGGAUCCCACAGCGUCAAGUCGAGUUCAACUUUACCGAAAACAUCUUUUCGCUCUUAUCGAUAGACUUCCUCCGGGCUGCGGGCCAGAUUCCUCACUGCCAAUUCCAUUCUACAUGGCUGCGCGAGAGGCCAUCGUGCCUUUAGACCGUGAGUGGGUGCGCCACAAGCACGCUGAGAUGAUAGCCAUAUAUCCAGAUCGCUCUAGGGAGCUCAUGAUGUCUUUGACAGAAGAUAUUUGGAGUAUGAGCGAUGGAGAAUAUCAUGAUCUGGUGGUCAAAGGACCUUGGGAUCUUCCUUGGAUGGAUGACGAUAUGAAUGUCCGAAUGAAGGACUCUCAAGCAAUGCAUUUUAUAAUCUAG